CCACGUGCCGCCACUGGUAAAGUCAACCAAUUUGUGCAAAAACAUGAAAUAUUUUUGUUGAAAUUAAUUAACCGUGCUGUCUAAAUGGCGAAAAAAGAAAUUUCCGAAGAAGAACGUCUGGAAUUAGCUGCAAAACUAGACAAAGAAUUAGAUGAAUUCAUAGAUAAUCUCCCUAAACGCAAAGAGGACGAACCUCUUCCGUUUGACAGAUGGGAAGAAGAAAUUACCAAUCACCCUUUUUUCCUAAAGGAAGUCCCCGAACCCGGUUCCGCAGUGCACCCUUUAUACGAAGGCUUGCAAAAACUCAAGUACGAUCCUGAAGAAAACGAGCCCGAAGAAUUAGCCCGUGCCUACAAAGACGACGGAAAUUUCAACUUCAAACACAAAAAUUACAGAAUGGCGAUUAUUUCGUACACCGAAGGCAUCAAAGCGAAGUGUGGAAACCCCGAAGUCGAAGCAACUUUGUACAACAACAGAUCGGCGUCACAUUUUUUUCUAAAAAAUUUGCGAUCGUCGUUAAUGGACGCCGAGGAGGCUUUAAAACUCAAACCUUAUUACGAUAAAGCUUUGACACGGGCUGCUAAUUGUUGCUUCCAGUUAGAAAAAUUCGACGAAGCCAUCAAGUUCUGUGACAGGAUUUUGGAUCAAGAUAAACAUAACAAGGACGUGUUAGAAUUGAGGAAUAGUAGCGCAAAUUUGGAAAAAAUUAAAAACAGGGAUCGUCGGAAAAAGGAACUCGAUAUGAGAAAGUUGAAAGAAGAAGAAGCGAAUAUUAUAAAUGCGAUUGUAGGUAGAGGAAUUCGGGUUCAGGGGGGGUCAGAUAAUUUAAGUUUGAUUUCGUUGGAGCCGCACUUCCCUCAGUUGUUUGACAAGCGCGUUUCAAUCGAUGAAAACGAGCGCCUCGUGUGGCCUGUAAUUUUUUUUUACCCGGAGUACAAGAUUAUGGAUUAUAUACAAGAGUUCAACGAGGAGAACACUUUUUUCGAGCAACUGACGCAUGUGUUUGAAAAUUACCCUGAGUGGGACGAAGAAAGAAAGUACAAGGCUGAGAACUUGAACGUCUAUUUUGAGGAUGAAAAAAAGAGAAACGUACAGGUUGACGUCAAUAAAACUUUACUAGAAAUUUUAAAAUUAAAGGGGCAUGUAAUAAAAGAGGGUACUCCCAAGUUUAUUAUUUUGGUGGCAAAUAGUAAGGUUGAAAGGCUAUUUCUGGCGCAGUCUUGAAUUAUUUUUGUCACAGUUUAUAAAAUUUUUAUUACCAGUCGUGUAAGCUGAAACUUGGAAUAAACCAUCUGAAUAAUU
Molecule: messenger RNA, 1302 nt
Organism: Zophobas morio
Lineage: Eukaryota; Metazoa; Arthropoda; Insecta; Coleoptera; Tenebrionidae
Gene: Dpit47
Product: DNA polymerase interacting tpr containing protein of 47kD
Exons: 4
Coding region: 85-1224 (379 amino acids)
Biological process (GO): protein folding
Cellular component (GO): cytosol; nucleus
Molecular function (GO): Hsp70 protein binding; Hsp90 protein binding
Source: RefSeq, a predicted model, not a curated record